AUGAUUCGAGUACGAGUAUAUCUGACCAAAGGAUACCUGGUUAUUCAUAGCAAGCAAAAAAGACUGGUUAUAGAUCUGUAUAAAACAAAGAAGGCAAAUGAACCCAACAUAUUAUUCAAACAGUUAAUAAGAGAAUUAAUGAGUGAAACUGGAUUAGGAAAAAAUAGCAUUGAAAAAAUUAUUUCAGAAUAUAAAACCCGAAAAACCGUAUCGUCUCCUAAUAUGAACAAAAUCAGACCAAAAAUAUUUAACCGCAUGGAAGAUUUUGAUAAAAAUGCCAUUCGACAAAUAGUUCAUACAUUUUGGCGAAACCGUGACCCACCAACGUUGAAUAAAAUCGUGAUUGCUGUUUCUGAAGAUGACAGUUUACCUACAAUAAAACGGACAACCAUGUACGCACUUCUUAAAGAACUAAAUUUUGAAUACACGAAGAGAAAACGAAAUGGUUAUUUAACAGAAAGAAAAGAUUUAAUAGUAUGGCGUCGAAAUUACUUGCGAAGUAUUAAAGCAUACCGAGAAGAAGGACGAACAUUGUAUUAUUUGGAUGAAACUUGGUGCAAUGCAGAUGACUGUUCACAAAAAGUACUUGUAGACAAUACCAUAAAACCAAACAAGGACGCAUACCAAGAAAAACUGACAACAGGUGCAAAAAACCCAACAGAAAAAGGCAAACGCCUCAUCGUUGCACAUAUCGGGUCACGAAAAGGUUUUGUUAAUGGAGGUCUACUAUGUUAUGAAUCUGAAACUAAUUGUCGUGAUUACCAUCAUGAAAUGAAUGGUGACAGUUUUUUAAAAUGGUUUACACAUAUUUUGCCGUUAUUGGAUGACAAUUCAGUAAUAAUAAUGGAUAGCACUCCUCACCAUUCCAUGACGGAAGAAAAAAUUCCUGUAUCAUCGUGGAAAAAGCAGGAUAUUAUGGAAUGGCUCAAACAGAAAAACAUACCAGUUGACAAUUCAUAUGCUAAAGCAGAGCUAAUGAAUCUAGUGCGAAAACAUAAACCAGAAUUUGAAAAAUAUGUUGUUGACGAAGUAGCUAAGGCAGAAAAUAAAAUUGUAUUACGACUUCCGCCUUACCAUUACGAGUUGAAUCCGAUAGAGCUAGCAUGGUCCAAGGUUAAAGGAUAUGUGAAAAAUAGAAAUACCACUUUCAAAUUAAACGACGUGAAACAGUUGCUGAUUGAAGGUGUUGAAGCGGUCACAGAGGAAAAUUGGCGCUGUUUUGAUGAUCACGCUAUCAAAGAAGAAAGUAAAUUCUGGGAAAUUGACAGUUUGAUUGACGACUUUUUGGAAAAUGACUUUACGCGUGCAUUUAAUGGCGGGACUGGUGAUACUUCGAGUGACAAUACUGACAGUUUGUAA
Myzus persicae (green peach aphid) is the source of this 1359-nucleotide messenger RNA. RefSeq lists its product as uncharacterized. Gene Ontology annotation, molecular function: nucleic acid binding. The record is from RefSeq and is a predicted model, not a curated record. The transcript is spliced from 2 exons. NCBI's taxonomy places the organism in Eukaryota, Metazoa, Arthropoda, Insecta, Hemiptera, Aphididae. Bases 1 to 1359 code for a protein of 452 amino acids.